AUGUCUACUACUAAAGAAACUAGUUCUAAUACAACAUUAAUUCAACAUCAGGAAAUACAUCCUCUUGAUCAGCUUUCUGGUGAUGAAAUCAUUCAAGUAGCUCAAAUUACUCGUCAAAAUAAACCUAAUAUUGAUUUUGUCUUUAAUACGAUUACCCUUAAAGAGCCUAAUAAAAAGCAAAUGCUUGUAUAUCUUGGAUGGGACAAAUCAAAUCGUGUCACUAAAAUUGAACGUGAAGCCCUCGUCAUUGCUCUUGAGAAAAGGACAAUGAAAUGCUAUGAAGCUGUAGUUUCUUUAACUCAUUCAUCCUUGAAAUCUUGGGUCUAUGUUCCUGAUGUUCAACCUAUUUUAACGAUGGAUGAAAUGUUUGAAGUAGAGGCGUUGGUUAUCAAGGAUCCUAUGGUGCGUCAAGAGUGUCUCGAAUUAGGAAUCAGAGAUAUGUCCAAUGUCUUUUCUGAUCCUUGGGCUAUUGCUCGUCAUGUGAGCCAUCCAGGACGUGAAAAGCGUUUAAUGCAAGCUCUUAUGUAUAUGCGUACUUGUGAAGAUGAUAAUCAAUAUGCCCACCCACUUGAUUUUGUUCCAAUUAUUGAUGUUGGUCUAAUGAAAGUGAUAUCUAUUGAACGCAUUAAGCCUAGAGAUUCUAAAUUUACUCGACCCACUAUUCCUCUCCAGCAACACAACUUCUUGCCUGAAUUUAUUGGAGAGGAAAAUUACCGAAAGGAUGUGAAACCGAUCAUCAUUCAACAGCCUCAUGGUGUUUCAUUUGUCGUGAAAGGACAUGAAAUAGACUGGCAAAAAUGGAAUAUGCGUAUUUCUAUGAAUUAUCGUGAAGGUUUAGUAAUUCAUAAUGUAAGCUAUCAAGACGGUCCUGAAAGGCGUCCCUUAUUUUAUCGUAUUUCGCUUUCUGAAAUGGUUGUCCCUUAUGCUGAUACAAAUUCACCGCAUCAUCGUAAACAUGCCUUUGAUGUUGGUGAAUAUGGUCUUGGCUUAUGUACAAAUAGUCUAGCCUUGGGUUGUGAUUGUCUUGGUUCAAUUUAUUAUUUUGAUGCUAUUUUUAAUGAUCAUGAUGGCAAACCUUUCCAUGUCCCUAAUGCAAUUUGUCUUCAUGAAGAAGAUUAUGGUAUUUUGAUGAAGCAUACUGAUUAUCGUAACGGUCGUGCUCAUACCAUUCGUUCUAGAAGAUUAGUUAUCUCUCAAAUUGUUACAGUGGCUAAUUAUGAUUAUGGGCUUUAUUAUUAUUUUUAUCAAGAUGGUACAUUCGAAUAUGAGGUUAAAGCUACAGGUGAAUUAAAUACACACGUUUUGGCUGAAGAUGAAUCAACUGCUGGGAUGGGCAUGAUUGUUGCUCCACAAAUUAAUGCCCAGUACCAUCAACACUUCUUUACUAUGCGUAUUGACCCAAUGAUCGACGGUCUUCGUAACUCUGUUCAACAAGUGGAUACCUAUUCUUUACCUUACCCUACUGGCCAUCCAAAGAAUCCCUUUGGUAACGGUUUUACAUCCUCAUACAGAACCCUGAAGACUACAAAGGAAGGCCAACAGAUGGCUAAUUAUGACACUUCACGUUUCUGGAAAAUCGUAAAUACCGAACGUAUUCAUCCUUAUAGUAAAACUCCUGUAGGCUGGAAGAUUGUAUCAGGACAUACAGCUCCACUUUAUGCAAAACACGAUUCACUAGUAGCUGAACGUGCUGGAUUUGCGAAGAAGACAUUAUGGGUGACAGUCUAUGACGAGCGACAGAUGUUUGCUGGAGGCUUCUAUUGUAAUCAAUCAGGAGGUAACGAUACGGUCGAGAUUUGGGCUAAUCAAGAAGAAGUCAAUAUUGAACAAACUGAUAUUGUAUUAUGGUAUACAUUUGGUAUCACCCAUUUGCCUCGAGUUGAAGAUUUUCCUAUUAUGCCAGUUGAAUAUUGUGGCUUUACUAUAAAACCAUGUAAUUUCUUUAUGGCAAACCCUGCAUUGGAUGUACCACCCACAAAUAAAAAGAUAAAUCAUUCAGUUCAUGCUAGAGAUUCUAUGAUCCAAAAACAAGACUGCUGCUCUAAUAAACUAUAA
Cokeromyces recurvatus is the source of this 2055-nucleotide messenger RNA. Its product is annotated as copper amine oxidase. The record is from RefSeq and is a predicted model, not a curated record. The coding region runs from base 1 to 2055 and encodes 684 amino acids. Gene Ontology annotation, molecular function: primary methylamine oxidase activity; quinone binding; copper ion binding. Lineage: Eukaryota; Fungi; Mucoromycota; Mucoromycetes; Mucorales; Mucoraceae. The transcript has 4 exons. Gene Ontology annotation, biological process: amine metabolic process.